Molecule: messenger RNA, 4605 nt
Organism: Tetrahymena thermophila SB210
Lineage: Eukaryota; Ciliophora; Oligohymenophorea; Hymenostomatida; Tetrahymenidae
Product: transmembrane protein, putative
Exons: 6
Molecular function (GO): protein binding
Source: RefSeq, a predicted model, not a curated record
AUGUCUAUUGAUAUUUAUACUGGCCUUUAAGAAAUUAUAAUUUCUUUUGAAAAUCCUACAGACUACCUAGAAAUCAAAGUAUAUGAUGAGUUUUUAAUUUUAUUGAAUAAUAACUAGCUUAUUUUAAUAAAUACUCUCUCAAAAGAAAAAUUUAUCAAAAACUAUCCUAAGUAGAUUAUUAAUAGUGCUAAAUUCAUAAGAAAUGAUAAACUAAUAUAUUUAUAUGGAAAUUUCUUCCAAAUCCUAGAUACUCAGCUCAAUAUAGUUUAUGAUAUUUAAAUUGAUAAUCAGUAAUUAAAAGAUUUUGACUGUACAGAUUUUAAGUUUCAAAUUGUAUGCUUAAAUAGAUUUGUUUCUGGUUUUAAAGAGUUUUUAGUAUAUUAUAGAACUUAAAAUAUCUCUGAAAUAAAAUAAAUUGAUAUUGCUUAAUAAAUUCAAUAUAUUUUUGAUGAAAUAUAUGAAAAUAUUUAUAUCUAUCAGAAUGAUAAGAACACACCAAAUUAAGUUAAAAUAUUCAGCUCUAUUGGAGUUUUGAAAUAGGUAAUUCAAAAAAAAGUAAGUUUAAUUUUAAUUGACAGGGCCAAUUUAACCUUCAAUUAAGUUUUGACUGGAGAAGAUAAUAUUGUUAAAAUAAAGAAGUUUAUUUUUGUUAGUCACUUAAAUUAUUUACUCUUGUAAUAUGAUGACGAUCUCUCCAAAAUUUCGAUAUAUGAUAUUUCUGCAGAAAAAAUUAUUUAUUAAAUUCAAGUGAACUAAAAUUAAUAAAAUAAUAAUAACAUUACUUACUUAUAGUUUGAUGAAAGUUAAAGUAGAUAUGUAAUGCUUAUUGAUAGUCAAGGAACAUUUUAUCUGUCUUCAAUAGAUAUUAAUUAACCUUUUCAAAACUUUGUUAAUGUAUGUUACAGUUGUGAUUUCACCUUAUUUGAAUUUAUUAGCUAUGAUAGUUUAUCUAACGAUGUUUAUAUAAGAUAUAGUGAUUCUAUAUACUAACUAGAUUAUAGCUCCUUAGGUUUAGAACGUGAGCCCUCUCUAAAUGAGCCAUACAGUUUGUUUACGUAAAUACAGAUUAAUAAAUUAUAGACUGAUUAUUUCGUUUUGGCUGAAGAUAGCAUAGUUUUUAGAUAUUCAUAAAAUAAAUUAAAAUCUGAGUUAUCUAUUAUUAAAUCAAAGGUCUUAGAUAUAAAAUACAAUUAAAGUAAUGAUGUAUUUAUAUUAGCUUUGGAAGAAUCUCUUUUUUUCUAUCAAUAGUAUUAAUCAAGAAUAAAUAAUAACUUAAAUUCUGUUAUUUAAUCACUAGAAAUGAUCAAUUUUUAGUAGUUUAUAAUUGAUAGUGUUGUAAUUACUUUAGAUCAAAAGAUUUUGCAUUUAGAUAUAUUAACAGGUUCUAUCAUUAAAAUAAUUAAUUUUAAUAUAACUUAAAUAGUAACUUCAUUCAAUGUAAAUGAUAAUAAAGAUUUAAUAAUUGUAGGAUUUAGCGAUGGCUAAAUACUUUAAUACAACUUAAUAGACUAAGUAUAUUUUUUAUACGAUACUUCUUAAAAGGGUCCUUUUAACAUUUCAAUUAUAAAAAUUUAACUAAUUGAAAUAUCUGCUACUAAUUAAUUCGCUUAUGCUGCUUCAAAUGGAGGACUUCUUUUUUAAAUCGACACAUUGAAUAAAAAAGUUAUUUCAUAAAUAGACUUAAAAGUUUUAGUUACGGAAGAUCCUAACUUAAGUUUAUCAUAAUUCUUAAUUGAUCAGACUUAUAAAAGAUAUAUAUUUUGUUUUAAUAAGUAGAAAAAAGUAUAUGUCUAUAAUUACAAUAAUAAUUAAUAAGAACGGAACUUGCCUCUUCAUAAAAAAUACUCUACUUUAGGAAUAACCCAAAAUUACUUAUUUAUCAAGAGUAUCUAUUAAAUUAACUUCUAUAGACUUAGUGCUAAAAUUGAAUUUGUAGCAUUUAUCAAAAAAGAUUUUAUUUAAGAUAGUAUAAUAGAUUUCAAAUUAAUUGAAAACAAUAUUUUAGCACUAUUUUUAAUUGAUAGAUUUGAACUUUUUAUUGCUAAUGGAGACAAAUUCAAUAUGAUAGCUUAAAUUACCUCUUAGUAUCCUAGAAUGUUAAGCUCUUAACUUGAUUAUGAAAAAAAUACAUUCCAUAUUGUAGUCCUACAUAAAAGUGGAAUUUUUGAAAAUAGUUAUAAUUUAAAUAUUUACAAGUCAGAAACUAUAUCUGAAUGCUCUUUUUUUAUCUCAAGUUAAGAAUAAUAAAAUCUUAUAUUACAAUCAUCAUAAAUAACUCCAUAAUAAAAGGAGAUUCAAACAAUAAAUGGAGCUUCUUUAGUCGAUUAAGAAAAUCUGUUUAUCUACUUACACUUACAAUUACCAAGUGCUAAUAUAUAGAAUACAUUUCUAUAAAUUUCUCAAUUAAAAAAUACUCAAUAUGUUCUUGCACCCUAUGACAUCUAAAAUAAUUUUAUAGCUCUUUCAAAUGAUACUUUUUCAAAUUUGAGCUAAUAAAUCCUACAAUUUAGUAAUUUUUAAUUUAACUCAGCAUAAAAUGGAGGAGCUAUUCACUUUUCAGAGAUUCUAACAAAGAUAGAAUUUAAAGAAUCUAAAUUCUAACUAAAUAACGCAAAAAGCAGCGGAGGAGCUCUAUACUUUGAAAAUAUUAAAGAUUGUUUAGUCAUAUUUGAUAAAUUAACAAUAGUUAGAAACAAUAGAGCAUUGAUUGGAGGAGGAUUAAGGAUUGUUUAAGAUGAUCAAAGUACACUAACUUUACCUUAAAAUUUUCCAUUCUAUGAAAAUGUAUUUGAUAACCAGGCAGAAAUUUAUGGAGAUGAUAGUACAUCAUAUCUAUAAAAUAUUAUUAUUAAAAAUAACGAUAAAAUAAAUGAUGAACUAUUCACAUUUUACAAAUAUUAAAGUAGUGUCCCUAUAAAUUUUUAGAAUGAAUUUUCAAGAUAUGCUGAAUUAAGAUAAUUCAGAAGUGGAGGACUAAUUAACUUUAAAAUAUAUAUUGUAGAUGAGUAAAAUAGAUUACUAAGCUUCUAAAAAGAUAAACUAAUACUAGGCCUAUACCCAAAAGAUAUAGCUUAAGAGCUAAAUAAUAUUUAAAUUUCUAUUUUUUAGCUCAGUUAAAACGAAAGCUAAAUGUUUGGAUAAAAUAUUAUUAAUUACAAUGAAUAUGAUUCUUAAGAAUUCGCUUUUAAAAUUAACGAUUUAAAGAUUACUGGAAACCUAAAUAAAAUUCAAUUCUUUUAUAUAAAUUCAACUAUUCAAACAAACUCAAUUACUAAAAAACCAAUUCUCUUAUCAAUUGAAUUCAGAAACUGCAAAUUAGGGGAAAUCAUUUAAUAAAUAAAUACCAAUAUUUAUUAAUGCAACGAAUGUUUGGAAGGUACUUAUCAGAUAAACGAUCCACAAACACUGUAUAGAUAAUCUAUAGAAGAAAAGAAAGAUAUAAACCAAUGCAUAAACUGUCCUCAAUCUGCUAUUAGCUGCAAAGGAGAUAUGAUAUAAUUAAAAAAUGGUUUUUGGAGGCAAAGUAAUUAAACAGAUGAAAUAAUAGCAUGUGAUCCUAUUAUAAAUUCAUGUCAAGCAGAAAACCCUAAUAGUAUUAAUUACUGCAUAACUGGUUAUUUAGGACCUAUUUGCUAGUAAUGCGAUAUUUUAGGAGAAAUAUGGAAAGGUUCCCGAUAUUCAGAAUCUCUCAAGAGAGGAGUUUGUGGUAUUUGUGAAUCACAGUUUAAAUAAUGGGUUUUUAUGAUUUUAAAAUUCAUAAUUUUAGAAGCUUACUUCUUGUAUGUAUUGGGAGUUUUCAUCAAAAAGUUCAAAUAUACCCAAACAUGUUAUUAUUUGAGAAUGUUGAAGAUUAUGCCUAUUAGUAGCAGUAGCAUAUAGGACUAUUCUGGAUUCUACAUUAAAAUUAUUCUGAACUAUUAUUAAUUAUCUGCUCUUUUAAUUCCAUAACCAAAGAAUAUUUCAAUCAAUUUGAAUUUGUUUAAUGAAGUAAUUGGUUCAGGUGGUAUUCAAGUUUCUUUAGGAAUAGAUUGUCUUGUGAGUGAAUAAAAUAUUAGAAGUUUAGUGAGCCAGAUAUCAUAUUUUACUAAAUCUCUGACUUGUAAUUAAGUAGGAACAUAACUUUAUAACCCAAUAGAUCCUUCAUUUGAUUGCUAUGAUACAAAUGUAAUUAAAUAUUUAUACCCUUUCUCUGUUAUGGUGUUGAUUUUUUGGAGUCUCCUUCCUUUAGUAUUUCUUAAGCUGAUUAACUAAAAUAAGAAUAAAUUAGAUCAAUGCCUAAUUAAAUAUAAGUACGGUUAUUACUACGGAGAACUAAAGCCCAAAUAUUACUAUUGGGAAUUCGUUAGAAUCUAUUUAAAGAUUGUUAUUAUUUACCUGUACACUCUUUUAAAUAAUAAUAACUAGAUAGUUGCUAUCUUAACAAUUAGUGCUAAAACAUAAUUAGAAAAGCGUGAAAAAUAAUAAUUCAAGCAAAGAAAAACCAACCCUAAAAAAAAGGUUAUAAAAGAAGCUAAUAAUAAGAUUUACAAGUAAUUGAGCAUGGGCAUGGACAGCUCUCAGCAAGUACUCAUAAGAGAUUAAAUAUAAAAAGAAUUAAUUAAUUGA